Molecule: messenger RNA, 2235 nt
Organism: Symbiodinium sp. CCMP2592
Lineage: Eukaryota; Dinophyceae; Suessiales; Symbiodiniaceae
Source: the annotation of a GenBank genome assembly
AUGCUGUGGAGAUCGAAGACUCAGCAUCCCCCAGUGCUCCGUCGGCUUCUUCUUUCACUCCCAACAAGGUCUACUACAUGCCGAGUCGGGCUGGAGCGAAGUGUGUCUUGCAGCUUCACGAUGCUUCGCGGCUGCAAUUUUCCAUCUGAACCAAAGAUGCAAUCACACAUUGAGACAACGUGUCACAAUAUUCGCACGAGGAGCGAAGGGAACACGAAGGACAUCGCCACCGAUUGGCAGAUCGACUUCUGGAUCCACCUGGUUCGGCCCCAGAGUUACAAGGGCCAAAAAAACCUGGAGACCUCCGUGAGGAUCAACUUCGAAGGUGAACCUCGAGCAAUGGACCCGGACCCUCCAGUUCUUGGGCUGGUUCGGGAGGCUGCUGCUGUGGUCCAAAUGCAGAGCAUUUCCUUCACAUGUGUCAAACUGGCUUCAGUGGUAUGGUUCAUCUUGCGAGUUCCUCGCGAUGAGAUGGUCUGCGAGGACCUUCAGUCAUGCCUUGCAGAGGUUCAUGCUGCCGAACACAUGCGAGAGACCAUGCCCAAGCCGGAAGCAGAGCAUCAGCUGCACCCGAUGAAAAAGAAACCUAGUGGCAUUCAAGGCUGCUGCAUUCAUCAAUGUCUUGCUGCUUGUGCUUCUCUUGUUUCCCAUCGAUCACUUCCGUGGCCAAGGGACGGCCGUACGCUCCAACGGGAAGCCAAGCCGAAGUCCAUCUUCGCUUUGCAGCGAUUCCUGGCCAAGCCUGCCGGGUUCAUGAACAGAUCCGACGACAACACGCUCGAGAGCUUGGGCCUGUCGGAGAUCCUUGUGUCUCAUGCUCACAGGACCGGGUGCCUGUCCGUCUGGUGCCCCAUUCUCUUUGCCGGCGACCUGGCCGUGCUGGGCCCCUUGCAAAAGAUGUCGGCACUUUUGCCGAGCACCGUGAGCGACACGGUGAAGAUGAAGGAAGCCCAACGAGUGGCCGACAACUUCGCAGCCCAGUCUGUAGAGCCGAACCCGGGGAGAAACAAGAAAUUGCCAAAGGUCCUCGGCCUCAUCAGACAACGACGUCUCGCUGCGAGGGAGGAAGUGCAGGCUGUCAUGCACAUACUCAGUCUUGCAGGCCUCGACUUCCGGCUGUCCGAAAGGCAGCUGAGGCCCCCAGACCUGAGGAAUGGCGAGAUCCGCCUGACGGAUGCAUCUUUGGGGCCGAUGCUGUGGCACACGGAGUCAGGGGCGGCCCAAUGGGACGCAGUCCUUCCUGAGGACCUUCAGGAGCUUCGGCUGGUGUUGGCCCCGGAUGAGGGGGGGCCCUUAUGGGCCGGGUUCCAAUGGCUCGCCAAGAGGGGAUACCGCAUCAGUUUUCUGCCGGAUCUUAUGUACCUUGGCUUUGGUUCAGUCUGUGGCUUCCCUCUUCGACCGAGGGAGGUGGAUCAGUUGGGGACACGCCGCCCGCAAGUUCAAGAGAAGCUACUCGUGCACGCUCUUGAUGGUGUACUGGGGGUCGCACGACAUGUUCGGGAAGCCUUGGGCUCUGAAGCUGCUUCGUAUCUGGACGCCCCACCCGAUGUGGAGCUGCGAGACAACGGCUUGGUGGAGGUCGUCAGUCGCCGUGGCUACGUCAAGCAGAGGCUUCUGGAAGACCACUUGACGGCCACCCUCGCCUGCUGCUUCGAGCUCGAGAGCUACGCCAGACACCUCAGAAUGGCACCGCACGCCUGUGCCAGUCUCUUGGCCUCGGGCACCACUGGCGAGAGCCUCUUGCCAACACAGACAAACUUGCUUGAGGCCGUCAAGGCCGAAUGGAGCUUGGUGGUGCGAAUGGAGGGCAAGGUGGCGACCGCCGACCUCUUGCAUCAGCUCUGCCCCUACGUGCUGCACCAGUGCUAUAGGGAGCUCAUGUCCAGCUUGGCUGCUGCGGACUUCUGCCUGACUGCGGAAUGCCGUGAGAUGGUCUCUGCUUGGUAUCCCGGUCUCUCGCAGUCGUCCAAUGUCGAGGACGUGUUCAAGUCGUGCGAGGAGGCCUGCCGUCGCACGAAAGCUGGAGCGGCGAGCAUGCCGAACUUGUCCAUCGUCGCGAUGAGGGCCUUGAUGCAGAAAAUGACAAACGGCGAAGGCCAAGCUCGAUCUGUGGUGCUGGAGGGUUCUGAUUUUGAAGGCCCAGAGGUGAAAGCACUCAAGUCAAAGCUGUUCUCCCCGGAGAGCUUUACCGGCGGACUCCUGGAAAGAAACUAUGUCAUCUUUUGUCUCCGUUAA